CUUCGCAGCAUGAGCAGCACACGAGUCACCAAGUUUAAGCGCCUGCUGGAUGAGCAGGUAGUGGACUUGGAAGCGCUGCGUGAGAUUGCGUGGAGCGGCAUCCCGCCCGCCCUGCGCCCCGUCUGCUGGCGCCUGCUGCUGGGCUACCUGCCGCCCAACCGCGAGCGGCGAAUGCAGAUCCUGGCGCGCAAGCGGCGCGAGUAUCGUGACCUGGUACCGGACUAUUACGAGCAGGCCGCCUCGGGGCAGGACCAGAGUGGCGAGGAGCUGGGCGCGCUGCGGCAGGUGGCUGUGGAUGUGCCGCGCACCGCCCCGGGCGUCGCCUUCUUCCACCAGCCCCAGAUUCAGAAGUCACUGGAGCGCAUCCUGUACAUCUGGGGCAUCAGGCACCCGGCCAGCGGGUAUGUGCAGGGCAUCAACGAUCUGGUCACGCCUUUCAUGUAUGUGUUCAUGGGCGAGCACAUGCAGGGACCGCUGGAGGGGUGGAGCGUGGCGGGGCUGGCCGACACCGUGCUGCUCGACGUGGAGGCAGACUGCUACUGGUGCCUGUGCAAGCUGCUGGACGGCAUCCAGGACCACUACACCUACGCGCAGCCCGGCAUCCAGCGCUGCGUGUUCCACACGCAGGAGCUGGUGCGGCGCGUGGAGGAGCCGCUGGCGGCGCACCUGGAGGCCGAGGGCCUGCAGUUCAUCCAGUUUGCCUUCCGCUGGGUCAACUGCCUGCUGCUGCGGGAGGUGCCCUUUGCGCUGUCCAUACGCCUGUGGGACACGUACCUGUGCGAGGGCUCCCAGCUCCGUGACUUCCUUGCAUACACUCUGGCCGCCUUCCUGCUCAGCUGGAGCUCGCAGCUGCAGCAGCUGGAGUUCCAGGAGCUGAUCAUGUUCCUGCAGAAGCCGCCCACGGCUGCCUGGAGCGAGAAGGACAUUGAGAUGGUGCUGUCGCGGGCCUACAUGUGGCGCGUCUCCUUCAAGGGAGCGGCCUCCCACUUUCUGUAG
Chlorella variabilis is the source of this 996-nucleotide messenger RNA. RefSeq lists its product as hypothetical. Gene Ontology annotation, molecular function: GTPase activator activity. The transcript has 8 exons. Gene Ontology annotation, biological process: activation of GTPase activity. The annotation marks the transcript as partial. NCBI's taxonomy places the organism in Eukaryota, Viridiplantae, Chlorophyta, Trebouxiophyceae, Chlorellales, Chlorellaceae. The record is from RefSeq and is a predicted model, not a curated record.